AGGAGGAGCAGAAGAGCAAAAGCUAGCCAGUUUACUAGGAGAUUUAGACAAAUCACCUUUCAGCAUGUGCUUCCUGCAAGAAUGGGUAAAAAGGAAAGAGGAAGAAAUCAAACUUUUUACUCAGUUUUUGACCAUUUUAAAGAAAGUGCAAGGAAUAAAACUUUCCUUUAGUACUGGUAAACUUGAAUCAGCACUUGGUGGCAUUCAUCAUGAUCACAUUCUCAGCUUUGAAUUCAAAGUUCUGAAAAAAGAUGAUCCUUUCCUUCAGAGCAUGCUUUUGUUUUUACGCAACAGGGAAACCAGUCAAAGUCUACACACUUCUUCCUCUGUGCCAUGGUUCAAAACAAAGCCUAUAAUUCAAGACUUUGUCAAAAAAUUAAGCAGUUUGCUGCUUUUUGUGAGGCAAAUGUUGGGAGUAAGGAAGUAUCGUUCAUAGCCACAGACAGCAGUGGAGAUAAUGCUACUGGUAAAGGAGCAGUUAUAUAGUGCACUAUGAGUAUGGCAUGCCAGAAGGUGAGUUUGAUCCUCCUGGUAGACCAGGAAAACCAACAGCCAUUAGUGUGGAGCAUGAUAGCAUAAAGCUGGAGUGGAAAGCACCUCAAUAUGGAUCAUCAACCAUAGACUCCUACAUAGUCAGUCUGCAAUGCAUCAGUGAAUCCCCAGAGAAGUGGCUUAAUCAGGAGACAAAAGGAAAUGAAACAACCAUUACACUAAACCAGUUACAGCCAGAUACAAAGUAUAUAGUCAAGGUACGUGCUGACUGUAGUUUGGGUCACAGUGAAGAGAGUGACAUUAGUGACAUUAUACAAACUAAACCACCGAUGAUUGAUAUAAAGCUCCAGAACAUCAUUGCUGACUCAAAAGUCAUUGAACAUGGCCCCCCAGUAGUGUAUCAAAUCAAAGCUAGGCCAGUACGUCUUACAGAAAGGUACAGCAAUAUUUUCAAAAUGGAGUAUGGUACUCCUGUUGUUCCUCCUAAACCAACAAGAGUACUAAUGGUUGUUGGAGCUACUGGAGCUGGGAAGAGCACAUUAAUCAAUGCAAUGGUCAACUACUUCUUAGGAGUGAAGUGGGAACACAAAUUUCGUUUGAAGCUAAUUUAUGAUGAGGUACUCCAUGGGCAGACACAUAGUCAAACACAAGUGAUCACCGCAUACACCUUUUACUG
Amphimedon queenslandica is the source of this 1168-nucleotide messenger RNA. Its product is annotated as twitchin-like. The record is from RefSeq and is a predicted model, not a curated record. The transcript is spliced from 2 exons. Gene Ontology annotation, molecular function: protein binding. Lineage: Eukaryota; Metazoa; Porifera; Demospongiae; Haplosclerida; Niphatidae. The annotation marks the transcript as partial.